This is a messenger RNA of Rubroshorea leprosula, 1746 nucleotides long. The record is from the annotation of a GenBank genome assembly. NCBI's taxonomy places the organism in Eukaryota, Viridiplantae, Streptophyta, Magnoliopsida, Malvales, Dipterocarpaceae.
GCUUGCUAUUUGCUUCAUCGCCAUCGCCAACAAAAUCUCUCUCAACAAGGAAGCUUCGGCGGAUGCCUGGGUUUCUACUUCGCUGGAAAAUAUAGAACGGCGAAGUUGGUGCUCUCUUGCGUUUCAUUUCAGUGUUUUGUGUAGGUGUGUCUGUUUUUAUUUUGUUAAAAACGGGUACUGAAUUAUAUACGGUCGAGUGUGGAUCAAGUAUUCUACAUAAUGCUGGAUCUUAACUUGAGUAUGGAGGUGCUGGGCGGAGAAAAGCCUCGGGGAAGCUCCGGAAGCUUUGACUCCUCUGUGGUCAUCGUGGACACCGCCGCUGGCCACGACGACAACACCAUCGGCUACAAUUUCAGCAUCUUGAAGUCAAGACGAGAAGAUGUUGCUGUUGGAGCCUCCGAGUACAGUCAAGACGAUCGCACUAUCCCCUUUUUUCCGGUUGCCAGUGAGGGACAAGUCGGUAAGUCAACGUCAACCUCGUCAUCAAGGAGGCCAUGGCUGAAUCUCGGAUGCAGGGAGGUGAAGCACGAUGGAACGUCGGAUCAAAAAAAGGGUGCUCAGCAACACCUCCAAUUGCGGCAACAAGUGUGGAAAAGUAGGCGGGGGCCUCGCUCCCGUAGCUCGCAGUAUCGUGGAGUCACCUUCUACCGCCGGACUGGAAGAUGGGAGUCUCACAUUUGGGAUUGUGGAAAACAAGUGUAUUUGGGGGGAUUUGACACAGCACAUGCUGCAGCUAGGGCAUAUGAUCGAGCCGCGAUCAAAUUCCGAGGUGUUGAUGCUGAUAUCAAUUUCAAUAUAAGUGAUUAUAAAGAAGACAUUAAUCAGAUGAGUAACUUUACAAAGGAAGAAUUUGUGCAUGUCUUGCGUAGGCAAAGCAAUGGAUUUGCCAAAGGGAGCUCUAAGAAUAGGGGAGUUACACAGCACAAAUGUGGGCAAUGGGAACCAAUGGAGCACUUUCUUGGCAAGAAUGCUUAUGACAAGGCUACCAUAUGCAAUGGAAGGGAAGCAGUCACAAACUUUGAGCCUAGCACAUAUGAAGUGGAUCAGCUUCCCUUGGGAUCUGAAAAUGGCAUCCAUAUUCUUGACCUGAACUUGGGGAUAGCUCCACCCUAUACAUCUGAAGCAGAAAGGAAGAAUGCCAGUAGAAACCAAAUCCCUUUCCAGCAAAGCAGGAAUCACCUGCCUAUUGACAGGGGAACAAGGAUUGAGAACUCUGCUUCAGCAACAAUGAGGGUUCAACAACCGAGUUAUCGGUAUCAUCAGGCUAUGGCAUUUUACCCUCCCAUCUGGCGUUCUCCAAAUUCCAAUUUCUUUCCUUCUUUAAGGAGAGAGCAGGACAGGGAAGAGGAUCAUGGAAGUAGAUUCCUCACCAAAUGCAUGGCAAGGGCAAGAGCAAGACCCAAUGAUGGGGCAAAUCCAGUGCCACCCUUCCCUACUGCAGCAUCAUCGGGAUUCUCAUCUUCAUCAAUCACUCUGCCACAGGAUGCCACAACCCAUCACUUUGCUGCCACAACUUUCCUCCACAAUUUCUCUGCGGCAGCACUGACCAACCUAAGCAAUACGUCGCAUUUAUGACAAUUUCAAGAUUCAUUAUUUUAUAUAUAUAUUGUUCAUUCUAGUACCAUAAUAUUGUGUUACAACUCAUCACGGUUUUAUAUCUCUUCUUUUUUAUUGGCAGUACUCCAAUUCUUCCCUCUUUGGCAUGUUAUUAUCUGUUUAAAUUCUCAAUACACGCUUUUAAUGCAA